AUGAUAAUACACUCUCUGUCUCCUUGUCUCUACAACACGAAUUUCUCGAACAGUAGUAGAGGUAGUAGAUCUCAGUGUCGGAGCCGGUUGUUGACUAGAUCGGCGGCGAUUCGUGUAUCUACGGCGGCGAUCGGAGCUAUAACGGCGGCGAUUAUGAUGGUUUCUGUGUCUGUAGCUACUGCAGAACUUCCUCCGCCGCCGCAAGACGGGGAAACGCUAUCGAACGUACCGCAAACGCUAUCGGGUGAAGAUUGCAAGAAACAGAGGAUUCAACGACCUAAAUCCAAAAACGCAGAGAAAUGCACCGUUAAAUGCGUCAACACAUGUAUUCGCAGCGGAGACGGCGAAGGACCGCUCAAUAUAAGAAGGCCAUUAGUGGUAUUCAAGCAAGGAUUUCGUAGCCGUAAUUACUGUUUAGUGGAGUGUUCGGACAUUUGCAAUUUGAUCGGAGAUGGAGAUUAUGGACCCUGA
Molecule: messenger RNA, 471 nt
Organism: Arabis nemorensis
Lineage: Eukaryota; Viridiplantae; Streptophyta; Magnoliopsida; Brassicales; Brassicaceae
Source: the annotation of a GenBank genome assembly